Molecule: messenger RNA, 1296 nt
Organism: Linum trigynum
Lineage: Eukaryota; Viridiplantae; Streptophyta; Magnoliopsida; Malpighiales; Linaceae
Source: the annotation of a GenBank genome assembly
CCGCAGGCGCUGGACCACAUGACAGCCUGGCCUCCCUUGGCCUCUUGUGCCUUGUCUUCAUGUGACAUCCCCUUUACUUGGGCCUUGCCCCCCACUUGAGCUGUUUGGGAGCCCAAGUUUACUUAGGUCUUGCCCCCCACUUGGGCCUUGCUCAUUAUACCCCCAAUAGUUUGUUUCCCAUGAUUUGGGUGAAUACCAAAUGACAGGGUAAGAUCAAUCAAAUUCAAAUGCAGAAACUGAUGACUCUUAAAGAGUAUGAAAAGCUUCAGUUGCAAAAGAAGGAAGCUUUGAAAAGCGGCGAGGCAAGGCAAGUGAGGGUCGACGAGGAUUUGGAAUCGAUGCAACUCGUGGAGAAGAAGAGGGAGGAGGAAACUGAUGUAUCGAAGAAGAAGAAAGAAGAGGCAGAGAAGAAGAAGAAGGCGAACUAUCAAUACCAGGACCGGCGGAAUUAUAGCAAUGGCGAGAGGUUUGACAACCAAUCCAUGGCUGGACGUGGACGUGGGCGCGGGAAUUAUCAGAACCAGCCGUGGCGGGCCAACUAUGGGGAUGACAAGGUUUUCAAUGGCCGCAGGGGAAACGACGGUGGUGAUGGCGCCGCCGCGGUGACGGCAGGGGACGUUUCUGCUGCUGGUGGCGGCGCUAAGGGUGGCCCUGAGUUCGCUAUUGACCCAAAACAAUUUCCUGAGCUUUUCAGAGAAAAGUGAUUUUGUAGCCUCAGUAGUCCGGAUCUAAAAAUUUUAAUUAGAGUAGAGUGUUCAUCGUCAACUCCAAGUUUCUGAUAAUUCCUUUGCAAAUAAAUCAAACGCAUUUCUUAAUUCACCAACUCAAAGUACAACAUUAAGGUCCACCACAAAUCGAGGGAUAUGAUCCGUUGUAGGUAAAGUUGGGAUAAUAUGAACACGGGUAAUUGGCUAUAGUUGCUGUCGCAACCGCCCUUCGCGAUCGAAAGGGAACCGUCGCGUCAUUGGUCGGAGUCGCCAUCGACCUUAAUCGGGGUGGGUCGAACACCCAUUUCCGGUUUUGUUAUUUAGGUUAAAACCAGAAAUCUGGUCUGCGAAUUUUAGGUUUAUGGGUUCGGGAGUACGGUUACGUGUGGGGAAGUGUAUUCACACCCCACAACGCCCCAAAUGGGUACUACUUAAAUCGAUAAGUUUUUUAAAGGUUGGGUGUCUCAUUAUUUGCGGCUUUAUUGAUGUAUUUAAUUUUAUGAUUAAGUUAAUUAGGUGUUUAGUAUUACAAUUCGAUCAUACAUCUAUUGACGUAAAUCUCGAAUGUAAAGAAAAAGUUUAAAAAUUA